Messenger RNA from Monoraphidium neglectum, 516 nucleotides. Its product is annotated as dUTP pyrophosphatase. Gene Ontology annotation, molecular function: dUTP diphosphatase activity; magnesium ion binding. The coding region runs from base 1 to 516 and encodes 171 amino acids. NCBI's taxonomy places the organism in Eukaryota, Viridiplantae, Chlorophyta, Chlorophyceae, Sphaeropleales, Selenastraceae. The record is from RefSeq and is a predicted model, not a curated record. Gene Ontology annotation, biological process: dUTP catabolic process; dUMP biosynthetic process. The transcript is spliced from 3 exons.
AUGGCCCUCCCUGAGAACGUUGCGCCCAGCUGCAGCGACGCAGAGCCACCCACCAAGCAGCCGCGCCUCGCGCCGGAGACCCCCGAGUCCUUCAGCGUGCAGCGCAUCAGUAGCAACGCCACCCUGCCAACUCGCGGCAGCGCCAAGGCCGCCGGAUACGACAUCUCCAGCGCCGAGGACUGCAUCAUCCCCGCGCGUGGCAAGCACUGUGUGUCGACCGGCCUCCGCAUUGCGGUGCCGGCCGGCACCUACGGCCGCGUCGCGCCGCGGUCGGGGCUGGCGGCGAAGCACUUCAUCGACACCGGGGCGGGCGUGGUGGACGAGGACUACCGGGGGGAGCUCAAGGUGCUGCUCUUCAACCACUCGGACGCCGACUUCGCGGUCCGCGUGGGGGACCGCAUAGCGCAGCUGGUGCUCGAGCGCAUCGCGACGCCGGAAGUCGAGGAGGUGACGUCACUCGACGACACAGAGCGCGGCGCCGGCGGCUUUGGCUCCACGGGCGUGGCCAAGCAGUGA